Phalacrocorax carbo (great cormorant) is the source of this 10588-nucleotide messenger RNA. NCBI's taxonomy places the organism in Eukaryota, Metazoa, Chordata, Aves, Suliformes, Phalacrocoracidae. The record is from RefSeq and is a predicted model, not a curated record.
GCUCCGCCCUCUUCCUCUGGCCGUGUCAAGCGGUGGCCGCCACCAACGUGGAGCGCGGAAGCUGUCUCUCGUCGGCUGUUGGGCGGGCUCGCGCGGGCCCCGGCAGCUGUUAGGCAGCCGCGCUCGCGCCCCUUCAACGAGGGGCGGCGGGCAGGGGGAGGCCGCGUCGCCGCCGCACGGGGCUCACCUGUCGGCCCGGGCUGCGGCCGCUGCCCUCUCUUCAACCCGCCCCCCCGCCCGCCGUUGGGAGCGGCCCCGCUGCCGCCAUGGCGGAGACCGAGGAGAGGAGCCUCGACGAUUUCUUCGCAAAACGGGACAAGAAGAAGCGGAAGGAGAAGAGCAGCCGAGGGGCCGCCGCAGCCUCCAGCGCCUCCAGCGCCGCCUCUAACGCCGCGGGGGCGGCCGCGGCGGCCGGGGGAGCCCGCCCGGCUGAUGGCAGCGGCUCCGGGGCUGCCGCCUCCAAUGCCGGCUCUGCCAAGGCAGCGACCAAGGAAGAGGAUGAUUGGAAGGAGUUUGAGCAAAAAGAAGAAAUUGAUUAUAGUGGUCUUAGAGUACAGUCCAUGCAAAUAAGUGAAAAAGAAGAUGAUGAAAGUGAAAAAAGAGAAGAACCUGGUGACAACUGGGAAGAGAGUGGUGGAGGUGUAGACAGAUCAUCUGGUCCUUGGAACAAGUCAGCUCCUGCACCAGCACCCGUUGUUGAACCGACUGUUACAGAAACCCCAGAACCAGUUCAGACUGGCGGAGUAUACAGGCCGCCUGGUGCCAGGGAGGGCGGCAGGCCACGGAGAGCACAGCAAGGACCACCAGAAAUCUAUAGUGAUACGCAGUUUCCAUCACUGCAGUCCACCGCCAAGCUUGUAGACAGUCGAAAGGAUAAAGAAAUGGAGAAGAGCUUUGAAGUAGUAAAACACAAAACUAGAGGUAGGGAUGAGGUGUCAAAAAACCAGGCACUUAAACUUCAGCUAGACAACCAGUAUGCUGUGCUUGGGGAUCAGUAGAGCUGCAUACACAUUACAAUUAAGGAAUGCUUUUUUGGUAACCCUUCUACUAAGGUAACUAAACUACAGCUAACGGCUAUGAUGAACAUGCCACCUUAUUUCUGCUGGAUCUACUGCAGCAAGUGCAGACUACUUUGACGUAAGUGAUUGGUUCUCCUGCACUAUGGAAGCAUAAUAUGUUACAUCUUCUCCAUUGGAUAUGGGGCAAAUUAAUGUAAAUGAUUGAACAAGAGUCAUCAGUGUUCUUUAAUUGCUCAGAAAGAUAUCUACAGCCAGUGGUCAUUUCAAAAUCUUUUUAUGUUCAGAUACUGAGCCUUCGUAAAGGUUGACUACCUCAGACUUGCUGCACUCAUUGUGGACACCAUGUGGAUCACAACUUCUGGAAGAGAAGGUUACAGCUGUUUUAGUGGCCAUCUGAAACUUGAAACCAGCUCUACUGGAUUCCUGUCAGAAAUCCUGCAGAAGUCAGCCAUUUGGUUCCAAUUUGCUAUAACAAAGAUUUAAGUGACCUUAAUGACAAACCUAUUCUGUUCCCCCUCUGAGGAAUCCUGUCAUGUGUAGCCAUAGCCUGCCAGAGACUUCUGGAGUGUACCAUACCACUCAUACUAUCCAAGUAUAACACAGCUGUAGUUUGUUUACCUUUUUAGAUAGCUGUACUGAAGUAACUGCAAAACAAAUUAAAACUCAUUCAGUAUCAGAUUUGAGGAAUGAUGGGUUUGAAUGGUCUGUUUGCAUUAGCCAUUUCACAGUUGUCUGUUUAAGCAUUUUUUUCCCCCCCUUAUUCUCCGCAAAAAAAAAAUAUGCCUGCCUUGUUUCUGGUAUCAAAUUGCAGUAUAUUUAAAUAAUGAUGAGAUGCUGUAGUGAAAUAGGGUUUAUUUUGGUAAUCGUCAUGAGGUUUGUCAUUCUCACCCUAAAGCACUAAGACUUAAGAGUUUUGAUUUGAGACAGAGGGAUCCAGACUCCAACUAGUGUCCUUGGAAUUUCUCUUCUAAAAAUAAGAUAUGUGGCAGUAGCAAUACUAGAUAAAAAUUUCUCCUCUAUUAAAAAUAGUUUUUUCUUGAAGGGUAAUGGUUACUUGAGAACCAAAAUAACUUUGGAUGCAGAGGGAUAAUUAAAGCUGGUAAGCCUUAUUUGUUUGGCUACUUCUAUGAAGCAUGCAGGCUUUUUGAGGCAGAAAUCCUUGAAGUAAAACUCAUAAAUGGUGUUUAUUCAAAGUCAGGAAGUUGAGUAUGAAUGGAAGGCAGUGCCUUCUUGAAGUUGUUGUCAUCUCUGACUUAAUUUAAUGGAAGUAGGCAAAAUGGAACUGAUACACUAAAAAAAUAUAUAGGACAUUGCCUGUAAUUCUGAUUUGACAAACAAAACCUGUCAAGUACCAAAAGUGUCCUGCUGUAACUGAUUUUCUCUUCUUUGAAUUGUUACACCAGAAGCAAAAUGAAGUACAAUAGUGGUGUGCUCCAGUGUUGAGGUUUCUCAGAGUAAAUGCCAAAAAAAUAGACCCGACAUCUAUAAGAGUUGCCAAUGGCAAGAAAAACAAGGGAACAAAACAAAACUUGCUUACAUGUGUGGGAGUACUGUGUAUGUGCAGAAGAUGAGGCUAGUGCAGGAAUUGCCUAGUUGGGUUCCCUUUGACUAACUGCUGACUCCUCCUAAAUCUGCUUCUCUGAGGCCAAUGGGAAUUCUUGCUGUUGACUUCAGUGGGGCUGGGGUUUCACCUGGUUCUUAUGUGCACAGACUAAAACUAGCCUUGCCCUUGCAGAGUUAACUGUCUCAAACUUCUGCUAGAAGCUGCUAUUAAGAGAGGGCUCAAGAGACUAUUCUUAAAGUUGGAGACUUCAUUUGGAAACAAAACCCCACUGAAAGACUGAUCCCAAUCCCUUGGGCUCUAAGCCAUGUAUCUUCCUUGAAAACACGGUGUUGCCAGCAAAACUGUUGACUUAUCACUUAAGAUUUCUGUGGAAUUCAUGGUAAAUGGACAUGUCACUUGAUGUGGUAGAAACGUGAAAUCUUAAAACGCUUUUCCUGAUGCUCUAAAGCAAUUGAGAUCACCAAUGCACAUGAAUCGAGUUUUAAUCUACUGUAUGAAGGGUAGAUGAGACUGUCCAUUGUACGUAUCUUUAUUUGAGGUUUGGGGCAUGAAUUCUGGCAGUUCAACGAAACCCUGUAACAGUUUUAAAUCAAAUAAAAUGGAAAUAUACAUGGAUUCUGGAGUCUAAUGAAUCUUUACCUUUAGUUCUAGCUUAUGACCAUGUAACAGGUGAGGAAACACUGAGCAUUUGUACCUCUUAAGGGACAGCCAUGGAGUGGGUAGUCAGCCUUAUGGUCAGGUUUAAGAGCUUAUAGCAGUGCAUAUUAAUAUGACUUUUAUACUAGAAGUUUAGUUUGCUACUUGUCAGAGUGUCUUCUUACUCCCACCAUAUAGGACUGGUUUGAAAUUGUGAAUUGAGUAUGAAGCUUUGAUUUGCUUUUCAUUUAAAAGCAGAUCUGCUAAAUUAAAGACUAAUAAUAAUAAUAAUUUUUAAAAACCUAAACCCAAACCUCUGGAUGGUUGCUGUCACUGAAAACCAUCAGCUACAGAUAAUUAGAGGUGUUAUUUUGGGGGCUUUUCUUAAGUGUAUCAUUCCAAGUUCUUUCUGAAGGCGUAAAGAAAAAAAAAUCAGAAAUGCAGCAAAUUUCCAUAGUACAGAAUGUUAAACUGUUUUAAAAUGUUUCGUGUUAAAUAUCGCUGCCAGCAACUAUCAAAAUGCCAGUUGUCAGUAUCUUCCUUGUAACAAUUAAUUGUUCUGCAUGCCUGAAAUUUUGAAAGUCAGUCCUCUGUGGAAGCUCAGUAUGCUUUUGAGACUCUGAAGUCCAACUUUAUCUGGUCUGUUGUUGCAUUUGCUCGAGGCAUGCUAAGAAUGUCCGUUUCAUUCCUUCAGAAUGCUUGUUGAAGGCUCGUUCCAUAAAUGAAGGAUUGUCAGUUGUAGAAAUGAGAUUCUUGAUAUUGGUCAGUAAAACGCAGUUGUGUGCCGCUUCAGGAUCUUCCUAACCUGUAACAUGCUUUUAUGGUGGGUUAGUUAUUAAUUUCCAAUUCAAAGGUUCCAUUUUACUUUCUCUGACUUAAAAGCAUAGCCAUAAAGUUACCGACUUGCUAGUAGAACAUUUAAAUGUCCACUCCUUAUUGGGAAGGGAACAACUUGGAUUUGUGGUUUUUGGUGAUACAGUCUGUACUUAAGGAAUGUUAAAUGCUAAAAAGUAGAUAAUUUUAAUAAAGUUGGACAUCCCAAAUUCCUGCUGUAGGAAUCUGGCAUCUGUAUUUACUUAAGCUGAUGAUAAAUGUAGGAGAGGAGUAGUUCUGUACUGCCCCCUUCCGCCCCCCUGUUUAGCUGUGCCGUGUUUAAUCUUAUUCACAAAUGAAGAGGAAUUGACAACUAAAAGUGACUGUCUCCUGCUACUUCAGUUUUGUCUUUGUAGCUAGCCUUACCAGUCAUGUCCAAAGUAACUCUUUUACAAAACUUAGAAACAGAUGAAUCUUUAAUGGUGCAAAUCGUGUUAGAGACCCGACACCACGGGGACUCAGGUUUUUGGUAUUUGGCGGCAUCUGUUUGCUCUCUAUCACCACAACAUGGCUGAGACACACACCUGUGCUGUUCAGGUCAAGUAAACACAAUAUAAAUUUGGUAUGGCUGCACAUCUUGGAGUCUGCUUAUCUGAGCUUUUGCAGUAGUUGUAUCUUCUUGUCUUUCGAGUUUCAGGCUGGUUGAGCAGUUUUAAACUUGCUUGUGGUUUUAUGUCAAAUACCAUCACUAAAAUGAGGCAGAUUAUUCUUUUUUUUAGGCUAAUAGGGCUUCAUGUGCUUAAAGGGUGCUUGUUUACAAGGUAUUAAUAUUACUCUUUCCAAUAUUGACAUGGUCAGAGAAAUGAAUACCUCAUAUUUUACAAGACCCAUUUGUAUCAGAGGCCCAAGAAACUAAAUUUUACUAAACACACAAGUAUUCAAAAAUCAGGUUCAUCACUGGACUGUAAUUUAGUUCCCAAAUUGUCCCUCUGUGUUUUCAGCGUUGAACUUCACAAAUUGCUUUAAUAGUCAAGAGGGGCUUUAUCUGGGAAUAUAAGUGAAUAACAACAUGCGCAUUUAAAUUUCAGCUAUCUAAAUUAGGUGCAUACAAGGGGGAAGGAAACCUCACAUAUAUUUGCUGAUAAAUUCUUCAGAAAAAGUUAAAACAUCAGCUUGUCUGUAUGAAAGUUAAUAUGAGAACCUGCAAGCUCUAGCAGAUGGAAGAAGAAAUGACAGCAGAAAACAGAACUGAGUCAUCUAAUACCAGUUUGGAUAAGUCAUAACUAUCAGGUAUCUAGAGUUUGGCUUCUGAGGCACCAAGUGUAGUUCCACCAUGUUAUGUUUGAAGUAAAAUAGAACAGGAAGGGAGAUUUUAUUUUUAAAAGAAAUAAAAGUAGAAAGUAGAAAUUAUGCAAAUAAAACAGAGGAGGUAUAAGAAGAGAGGGAUUAGGAAGGCCAUUUUCUAAAUGAUAGUAUUAAAAGCAUAGCCUAAGGCAGGGAGUGGAGUGUAAGUAGUUGGAUAGGAGGACAAGUGCUGCGUGGGUAAGCUCUGCUGUCUCAAGUGACAGAUCCAUCUGACUUUACAUCAGCAAAAGUGUGUGAAGUUCAGUACUUGGGGAAGGCAUCCCAUUUCAUUUUUUCCCUUUAAAGAAAAGAAUCAGGAAAACCUGUCCAGAGAGAAGGUAGAAUUUAGUGCUGGUAGAAAGCUGUCUGACCAGUUGCCUAGAGAGAGAACUGAGAAGGGAAAAAUUCUAAGAUAGUUCAGCAAUCUUACUAGGAAAUAACUUGUUUCGUAUUUCACUCUGCAUGGUAAAAAGCUGAGACACUGACUCAAAUUGCUAUGAAGACACUUCCUUUUUUUGUGAAGCAUCUUCUAAUGGUACGUAUAUCAUGGUUUUAUUUUCAGUUGCUUAGAAUAUCUGUUGAUACAAGAAGGUUAAUGAAGUUCAAUGGGCUGCUUAGCCAGAAUACAAAUAUUAAAAAUGUAUCACGGUAUUGGUGAAUCACCAGAAAAGGUAGUGCAUCUGGAAUACUGGAAUGGAAAGCAUCUAAAAAAACCUGCAUGCACUGAAAAGAAGCAAGCCCAUUUUGUAGCAAGAGCACAGGGCCAACAGCGUGGCAUUUGGCUUUGGCUUUCCACCCAGCUGCUGUGCCAACUUCAAGUAAUUUAGUUUCACUUCACCUUAGUUUCCCCAGCUGUGCCAAUAAAACCCCCAACAACCUUCUGCACAGGGGUCUUGUGAGGCCAAAGCUGUUCUUUGUCAAGGGCUGGGGCUGAUGCAAGCUCCUACAGAGGACUAAAAACCUUUAUAUAAAAAGAUCUUUAUAUUAGCUUUCGUUACAGUAUUUUAAUACUACUUUGGGAAAGGCUUAUUUCUACAGAAUGUAAUAUAUGUUCUAUUUAAGUAUUAUGUAAACAGGUUUAUUUUAGUAUGUAUGGGUAAGGAAAAAGUUCAGGCUGAGUACCCUUAACUAGUAUUUCCUCUCUUUAAUUAUCUGUGCAACCCAAAUGGUAUAUUAAUAUGAGGCUUUUUGGUUUUACAUGGAAUACCUUAAAAUCAAUAUUGCUAUAUUUUGUAAACCCCAUGACUGAAAUAAAAUCCUGCUCACAGUCGACAGCCAUCUCUUAUAAUGUGGCUGUUUUAAAGUUUGUUCAGAUUAUGUGAACGAGAAAUGUUCGCUCCUGAAAGUAUGUAUUUGUGUCAGGAUACUAAGUGGUAUUUUGUAGUAGGAAUGUAAUUUUCUUCCCCUUUCCAUGUGUAAACGCACAUUUGUCCUGCUCUUCAUCCUUUCCCAUAUUUCAGUUGAAGUAGCAUGCAGAUACAGUGGAAAUAUGGGAGAGGGUAAUCUUAACUUCAAAACUUCCAAAAUCUGGUAUUAAGGCAGGCUGUGGAGGAAAAAGAUGAAGGGAAUAAAACAAAGGGAAAUAGUUGCCCACAGAGAGGUUUCUGGGAAACAGAUGAAAGAAAAAUGAUUGGAAGAGAGAGCUGGGAGGGGUGAGUGGAGGGAUUGGCAGGAGACGAAGGAAUACAGCUACAGAAGUGGUGCUUACCCUAUUUACUGUUAUCUCCUGGUUUAUCAGUUAACUGCAGCUGAAGGAAGAUGAAGAAAUCAUUUUUAUGAAUAUGCUCUUGUCUGCUGAUGUUGACAAUUUUAAGGUUCAUCGCCCAGCUUUUACAGUGGGCCUUUGAACAGAAGCAGAGAACAUGAUGGUGGCAGGCAUGCCGACAAAUCAGACCUCUGCUGGGUACUGGGCAGAGAUGAGGCCCAGCAGCUCUUCUCUUACUGAUACCUUUAUCGUUGCAGCACCUCUAAGACAGUUGUUCGUGUGCAUCAGCCACAGUAAUUCUCCCUCAGAAAUGAUGACUGUUAAAUUUAAACAAACAAAGGGAACAUUUAACUAGCUGAAUAACAAGCUUUAAAGAAUAACAUGGGGCUUUUUGGAAUACCUCUGGUGAUAAUGAUGAGAAGUGAUAUUGAGGUCAGCAGACUGGUAGGUGGCUUAAAAUGACUUUGAGGUAUAUAUCCUGUUACGUGGUGGGGAGGAGGGUUACUUUUAAGAUGUGUAUCAUCUAGUCUUUUCCCCUCUUAACAAAUAAACCACCUCGGUCUUACUGUCUUUCCAGCUAAGAAGAGCUGCUUCUACGAUUCUCUUGCUGCUUUCCUCCCUGUAUUUUUCUGUCACUUUUUUUUAAGAUGCUGGUGAAACAGCAAAUAUUGAGGACCUCUAAGAGAAAUACAUGCUGUAAUAUUUUUCCAUAUUGUUCUGUCUUUAAUACAGCCUAACAUCUUAUUCGCUUUCUUGACUGCAACUACACAUUGAGCAGAUGUCUCCAUCAAGCUGUCCAUGGUGAUGCCUAGAUCGUCCCCCUGAAAGAUCACAACUAAUUCAGAAUCCACCAGAGCAUGUAUGAGUGGUUUAAAACCUUUCCAGUAUUCAUUGCCUUGGGUUUAUUUUCUGUUGACAUUCACUUGCCACUGACUUGCCAAGUUUACAGAGAGAGUUACCUGACCCUGGCAACCACCAUCUUCCCCAGUGCUGACAAACCAAAUAACUUUCUAUGGGCAUUGGCUUUUGCCAUCCUAUAUACGGAAGUCUUCGGGUUCAUGUAUAUAAUUCACUCUUCUUACCAGUGAUUAGCAUGGCAUGCUCUUACUAACUUUUAGUCAAUCUGACCUUUUCUGUUCUGUUUCUUGUCUCCUAUUGUCCUCUUCUAAAGAAUCUUCAAUAUUCUGUAUUGAGUUUUCUUUCUAGCUCAGUUAUAGCAUUAAGUCAUCGAGUUAUAACUGCUUUAUUUCAAAAAAUUUGCCUAUAGAAAACUGUUAAAAUGUUAUCACAAGCUUCCUUUUUUAAUUAAAACAAAUAACUUAUUCUGUAUCUCUUUCAGAGUAUGUACAACCAUAACAAAAUGAUUCAAACCAUAAAAACAGGCUGAUACAAGAGAACAAAUGCAUUGAGAAAUUGGUAAAACAGAUGUGAAUCUGAUCUCCCAGAGCUUAACUUCAUUGGUUUCAGUGGAGUUAUUUCUGUCACUUGAGAUCAGUUUCAUUAAAACCUGAUUUGAGAUCUUCUCACUUGAAGUCUAGACACAACAGCCAGAAUCAAGCACAAGUGAACAAGCUCCAUAGCAAACUCGUUUUAAAUAUCUGGGUUACUCUACUCUUUCUUUGUGGCAGAGAUGGAGCAGGCGUAUUGGUCUCUGACCAGCAACCAAAUGGGCCCAGCCAUGCUUAGUCUCAUGUACCUGUUGUAGUAUUUAACUGGAUGUUGACAUUAGAUUACAGUAUUUGAGAUGAAGACAAGUGCCGCAACACUGGGGGGCAGGCUUAGUCUUUGUGGUUUGUUUCAUCUCUUCACAUUCUCAUCUUGUACUUCAAAGAUCGUGCAUCUGUAAAUAAGGUUAAGUCUUCAACCAUUGACUGCAUUUACCAGUAUUGCUACAUUUAUAAAUACAAAGGAGGUGAGGGAAGACUCAAGCCUGUUAGGAUGUAUAGCCUACCACUGACGAGCUGCAUUGUCUCAGUAUCAGAAUACUCUAUCGCAUAGAACAGCUGCUUUCCAGUACUAACAGUAAUGCAUGGUCAAGAAUGUACCUUGGAUUUUGCAUCCAAAUAAAUUGUAUCUGUUCAGUGUUCUGUUACAGCCAUUACUACUAUUCUGUCAAAAACAAUUGUGGCUGCUGGCAGGGUUAUAGACUUGGCAAAUUGAAGCUGAGGUGGGUUUUUUGUUAAUUUUCAGCAGGUGGGCAAUAGAGCAGAUACAGCAAUAUCUGAUAAUUGGUAGAAUGAAGUACUUCAUACCCUCUCCCACACAUGUAAAAGACUCAUCUCUGCUGCUACUCUCACCAAAGCCCUGUCUUGCCACUAACCACCCAGUAACCUUCAGGACUGACUAGUUCUCUGACUGUGCCCUGUGUCCUUAAGCUGGGAAUUAGGUAAAAGGCAAACUGGCUUUGUAAAUUGGCAUGACACUGUUUUCUAGAUAAUUGGCUUUGCAAUUUUUUUUUUCUGCAACUCAAAGCCCAGCAAAAAUCUCUUGGUUUGACCUUCCUUCACCCUAGAGUAUUCCCUUCUUUUGUUCAUCUACAUUAUUACUAUGCCAAGGAUUUCUAAUCAGGUGCCUGAAUUAUUCACCACAUAUUUAGAAAGCUGCUCUAUAAGCAAGUGCUCCUGAGUCUUGAUCAUGCUGUAUUUCUUCAGUCAGGGCUCUAGCAUCGUAAACAUGCCCCCAUCUGUUGCAAAACUGCUUAGCAAAUAAAUGUGAUCUCUGUGAAGAAUUUAAACCUAGACCCUCAAAGGCUACACAGGAGCCCAAUUCUCACAGAAUACAGCAAAAUGAAGGCAGCAGCACUGGCCCCAGUACAACACAGUUCAGCUAUGGAAAGGAGUAGGGUUGCAUGACUGGUAACAUGCUAGCUCAAACAAAACUGUCGUAGCUGGACAGCAGGCUCUAGCCCAAAGCAUUUCUAGUUUUUUAAUGAAGCGAUGACUGUGUGAAGAACAGUAAGAGGACAUCUCUGUCAGUGAAAAAAUACAAAACUGAAUUUGCUUUCAGCAAUGUACCAGGAUGUCUCACCACCAGACUUAACCUGAAAAAAUGAAGAUAAAGCCACUUGAGUGUUUACUGUAGUGCAAAAGAAAGAAUGAUGGAGUUGGGCUGGGAAAAAUGGCUGGCUGGGAGCCCACUGAGCACUGCAGAAACUGGUUCAGCAAAGGAGAGUACAAUUGAUCUUUUUCUGAGAACCCUGUGUGGCCCCCACAGUUAACACAGGAACCUAACGGUGCCUGUAUAUUUAUAUAAUUAUGUUUAUAGUCAUAAUUUAAGUUCAAAACCUGAACUAUAUAUAUAUUUUUUUGUCAGUAGAUUUUUUUACCCUGGUUUACCUAUCAUGGCUUCUGCAUAUGACAACUUCUAACUGUGCAGUGCACACACCUGUUGUCCUUCUGUCCCAUGUUAGAGUAAUGGUAUCAAACUCUGUAAAGCACUUUUGUGAUGUUUCCUGUGAAGAAAGCUGAAGAAAAUAAAUUUAUCUUAACAGCACCAACUGAACUUACA